AUGUCGGACAUUGCCUUGAACACCCGCGGUAGGAACCGCCAGAAUACAGGCGAAGCAACGGCCACAGGGCGCCGUUCACCUUCAGCUCCACCACGUACAACUCUACCAGAGCACCAAGAAGCGCAGGAUGCGCAGCAAGAACAACAGGACACAGAACAAUUGACGCUCCAUGAUGAGCUACUAGCUGCCAGUAUGGCAGAGCUACAAAGGCGCUUUGAUCAGCAAAGGGCUGAAGAUGUUGCGCAGCGCACAAAGGAUCAGGCUAAGAUCCAGGAACUGGGUUCCACUAUUCAGCGUAUGGAGCAGAUGCUGGCGCGAGCGCUAUCAGCACCUGCUUCCCAGCAGCAGCAACAAGAGGUAGAGGAACUACCCCAGCGUAUGAGAGCUACGAUCAGCCCCUAUACGCGCGAGAACACACGCGAGCCUGCCGCAGAAACGCCAGCUCGACUCCGUGUGGAAGACUUCCCAAAGUAUGAUGGAUCAUAUAAAGGCAAGCGUGACGUGGACACGUGGCUUGAACAGGUCACAGCUAUCUAUGAGUUCUCCGGUCAAACGGAGAGUCAGCUACUGAAGCUUAUUCCACGUCUGCUAGAGCACAGCGCACGCGAUUGGUUUGUUGGCCUGAAGGAUCAGCGCUAUGACUACCAUACGUGGGACGACUGGCAAGACGCCUUCCGCAAUGCGUUCAGAGCACCCAACUACUUGGAUCAGAUCCACAUGGAGCUCUCUCGACGCCGUCUGCGUCCAGAUGAACCGUUCUCCACAUACUUUCAGGACAAGCUCAAUCUCAUCAACAAGCGCUAUAGUAAUGGGCUAAAGACAUCGAUGAAGAUCCAAGAGAUCAUCAUGGGUAUGCCAAUCAGCAUGCACCCGUUCAUCCACUCGUCUGUCAAUGCCUCAACUACGUUGGAAGAGUUCCGUCGACUUAUCAUGAACCUUGAAGAUGGCCUGCGCGCCAAUGGCUUCAACAAUGCAACUUAUAAGAUGUAUCAGGGAUACCGUCAAGACACAGAGAGAGCACCGCUGCGCAAGGAGCGCUAUCAGCGCACUGAACCACGCUCGCAACAACCACCACGUCAGAACUACCAACAAAGGACCAGUGCUAGUCCGUCAUAUCACAACCAUCAGCCAAUUCAACCGCUACGCCAGCCAAGGCCAGGCCAGCAAACAUCAAGACUGCCUUGCUUCCGGUGCGGCAAGGAUGGACAUUGGGCAAAGGAUUGUCCAAGUCCUGAUAUGCGCCAAGGCCCUACAAGUAACAACGUCACCACCAAGCCUGUGGCAACCAAGUCAAAUGCUACGCAGCUGCCCUUCAACCGCUACCAGAAACCAUCUGUGGAAGACACUCCGGACGCAGAAGUAAAUGUCAUAGUCACGCGAUCUAAAACCAAAGCGUUCACGGAGUCUCUGCCACCAAUUCCUGACAAAGAGCUUGCAGUCCAAGACGUCUCAAGAUCGGCAGUCAGCACGCCGGAAUGCCCCUCCAGUGCCAAGCCAGUGACGCCACAUCCAAUGAAGCAUCUGCGCAUCACUAAGCCCUGGCACAAUCCAACUGCUGGUCUACCAUCAUACUCAGAGAAGACGCCUGCCACUGCUCGCGUCUGGUUCAAUGGUAAGAAGGCUAGUCAUCUUGCAUGCAUUGACUCCGGGUCUUCAAUCUCCCUCAUAGAUCAGGCUUAUCUAGAGGAACAUCUGCCGUCGCUGCAGCCCCAACCCUGUUCUGGAUUUAGCAUACGAGGCCUGGGAUCCGGCUCUCAGGUUUGGUCAUAUGUUGACAUCGACACAGGAUUCAUCUCAGACAACAGGCAGCUGCUUGUCAUCAGUCUGCGCUACUAUGUUAGUCCGUUCAACCACACCAAGGUCAUCAUUGGAAAUGAUGCGCUUCAUACAUAUGGUGCAACCAUUAACUUCCAGAAGGACCGCAUGAGCUUUGCGGAACACCCCAAUGAGCUGUUCCGUAUCUCGGCACAACAGCCAUCUGCCAAAGAUGCCGCAGGAAAGCCAAUGCGCGCUACAGAGAAAGAAUCUUACUAUGCUACCACGGAAAAGGCUGAUGUCAUGGAAUUCAAGAAGGCCCUUGAAGCAGCCAACGUCAAUCAGGAUCUGACGCCAGAACAAGCUCAACAGCUAGAAGAACUGCUUGUUGAGAAUCGCAAGGCAUUUGCCUACGGAGACCGACAAAUAGGGAGCACAGACAUCAUCAAGUUUGAUGUGGACACAGGCAACGCCACUCCCAUCAGCUAA
Ceraceosorus bombacis is the source of this 2244-nucleotide messenger RNA. NCBI's taxonomy places the organism in Eukaryota, Fungi, Basidiomycota, Exobasidiomycetes, Ceraceosorales, Ceraceosoraceae. The record is from the annotation of a GenBank genome assembly.